AUGUUUGCGCGAACAGCUUUGCGGGCGGCGACGAGGCCUGCAGCACUUCGAUCAAUACGGCCUGCUUCGACCUUCUCGGCGACGGCGGUCGACAGCAUGAAUCCCCACGGCAUUGAGAUCUCCAACGCCCAGCGCAUCGCACAGAAUGGCUUUGUUUCUGCAAUUGGAAACACCCCUCUCAUUCGGAUGAAGAAGCUGUCAGACGAGACUGGCUGCGAGAUCCUCGGAAAAGCAGAGUUCCAAAAUCCUGGUGGCUCCGUGAAGGACAGGGCAGCGCUAUACGUGGUCAAAGACGCAGAAGAGAAGGGCUUGCUGAAGCCAGGCGGCACGGUUGUUGAGGGAACUGCUGGAAAUACUGGUAUUGGUCUUGCGCAUGUGUGCAGAAGCAAAGGCUACAAGCUCGUCAUCUACAUGCCCAACACUCAAUCGCAAGGGAAGAUCGAUCUGCUGAGACUACUUGGGGCUGAGGUGUACCCCGUGCCAGCUGUGGCAUUUGAGAACCCGCAGAACUACAACCAUCAGGCCAAGAGACAUGCAGAGAGCUUGGAGAAUGCAGUUUGGACGAACCAAUUCGACAACACGGCGAAUCGUCAAGCGCAUAUCGAAACCACCGGACCAGAGAUCUGGGCGCAGACUGGCGGCAAGCUUGACGCUUUUACUUGCGCUUCAGGAACAGCCGGUACCAUCGCCGGUUGCACGCGAUACUUAAAGACUGUCUCCAACGGCAAGGUCAAGUGCUAUGUUGCUGACCCUCCUGGAUCAGUCAUCUACACCUACGUCUCAUCCGGCGGAAAGCUCGUCGACCGAUCUGGCUCAUCUAUCACCGAGGGCAUUGGACAGGGCCGCAUCACCGACAACCUGAAGCCAGAUAUCGUUCUGCUAGACGGCGCACUUCACAUCGCAGAUGAGAAGAGUAUCGAGAUGGUGUACAGGUGCUUGGACGAAGAGGGUCUGUAUCUUGGCGCCAGCUCAUGUCUCAAUGUCGCAGCGGCGAGGGAUCUUGCCCAGAAACUCGGACCGGGCAACACGAUUGUGACCAUCCUUUGCGACGGCGCGUACCGGUACGCCGACAGGUUGUUCUCGCGGAAAUGGUUGGAGAGCAAGAAUCUGCUCGGCGCAGUACCAGAGCACUUGCAUAAGUAUAUUGUACUCGAGUAG
Molecule: messenger RNA, 1158 nt
Organism: Zasmidium cellare ATCC 36951
Lineage: Eukaryota; Fungi; Ascomycota; Dothideomycetes; Mycosphaerellales; Mycosphaerellaceae
Exons: 2
Coding region: 1-1158 (385 amino acids)
Cellular component (GO): cytoplasm
Molecular function (GO): cysteine synthase activity
Source: RefSeq, a predicted model, not a curated record